This is a messenger RNA of Maniola jurtina (meadow brown), 838 nucleotides long. Its product is annotated as chorion class CB protein PC404-like. The transcript is spliced from 2 exons. Bases 31 to 681 code for a protein of 216 amino acids. The record is from RefSeq and is a predicted model, not a curated record. Gene Ontology annotation, cellular component: egg chorion. Gene Ontology annotation, biological process: chorion-containing eggshell formation; multicellular organism development. Lineage: Eukaryota; Metazoa; Arthropoda; Insecta; Lepidoptera; Nymphalidae. Gene Ontology annotation, molecular function: structural constituent of egg chorion.
UGUAAUUUUUGGAAUAUAUAACGUGCAAAAAUGUUUUUAAAAACAUAUUCAAUAAUUGUUCUUUUAUCUAAUAACAUUUACUCGUACCACAUUAGAAAAAUGGUCGCAAAAGCAGUUCUUUUACUCUGUGCUCAGGCACUUUUUGCCCAGUGCAUCUCCAGCCAAUGUCUCCGCGGAUACAACGGGAUAGUCGGUGAUGGUUUGGCCGGACCCUUCGCUGCACCUUGGAACGCUCCAUACAUCGCUGAGGCUCCUUUAGCUGCUAUACGGGCUCCCGGAUCAUGUGGUGCUGCUCCUUUGGCUGCAGAAUAUACUGGCUUCAGACCAUCCAAUGGAGGUGGCUUCCCAGUUACCAGUGUAUCCCCUAUGACUGUCACCGGCAUAACCAUGACAUCCGAAAACGUGUACGAAGGCCCCAUAACCGUGACUGGUGCUGUACCUUUCUUAGGAGCCGUGGCUUUGGAAGGUGGUUUACCCACUGUUGGGGCUGGUGGAGUUUCUUAUGGCUGUGGAAAUGGAAAUGUUGGUAUGGUGAGCGAAGAUAUCGCACCCUUUACUGGACCUUAUGGCGCCGGUGUAGUGGGGGGCUAUGGGUAUGGCCCCCUGGCGCCUGAAGCCGCUAUCGCCGGACGUGGUUAUGGGUACGGGUACAACAGGGGAUGCGGUGGAGCUUUGUUUUAAACAGUAUUAAUUGUAUAAAAGUUUUGUGGUGUGUACAUAGUAAAAUUUUCUAUACUUCCAAAAUAGGUAAUUUUUUGUGAUGACGAUUUAUUGUUUUUUUAUGUUCUUUGAUUUAUAAAUUGAUUGUUACUUUCAAAUAAAUACUAUUUGUCAUAAA